Messenger RNA from Maylandia zebra (zebra mbuna), 1876 nucleotides. Its product is annotated as single-strand selective monofunctional uracil DNA glycosylase. Gene Ontology annotation, molecular function: single-strand selective uracil DNA N-glycosylase activity; oxidized pyrimidine nucleobase lesion DNA N-glycosylase activity. Lineage: Eukaryota; Metazoa; Chordata; Actinopteri; Cichliformes; Cichlidae. Gene Ontology annotation, biological process: base-excision repair. The record is from RefSeq and is a predicted model, not a curated record.
UGUAGGUGGCAGCAGCCGACUCGAAUCAAGUGACUGAAAGACGCAGAGGAAGAAAAUAGUCUCGCUUAAAGACCCCGAACAACAACAAAAACCUGGGUUCAGUACUUUACCGGUUUGAAAACGCAAAGUUAUUGCUGCUUUUUUUUUUUUAAUGGGAGCAUAUAUAAUAAUUUUAAAAAAUGUUCAAUGAAAACUCUUCUGCGAGUGAAGCCGGUGAAGUCGCUUGUGGAGACGGAGAAGAGAAUGUGCCCGUCUGUGAAUCAAAGGAGCGGGGCUUUAAUGCUGCUCAUGAGACCCCCUCUGCCAGGUUUCUGCGGGCUGAACUGGAGCUGAACGCUCACCUCCGUGGCCUCCGCUUCAGCGACCCUGUCCGGUACAUCUACAACCCGCUGGAGUACGCCUGGGACACCCACCGCUGCUAUGUGGAGAAGUACUGUCAGGCCGGACAAAAGAUCCUGUUUUUGGGGAUGAAUCCCGGACCUUUCGGAAUGGCUCAGACAGGGGUCCCGUUUGGUGAGGUGAAGUCAGUUGUCGACUGGCUGAAGAUCACGGGGGAGGUCGGCCGCCCACAAAAUGAGCACCCAAAGAGACGAAUCACGGGGCUCUCCUGCACUCAGAGCGAAGUGAGCGGCGCUCGUUUUUGGGGCUUCUUCAGAAAAUUGUGCGGUGACCCGGAGGUCUUCUUCCAGCACUGCUUUGUGCACAACCUGUGCCCGUUAAUCUUCAUGAGCGACAGCGGGAAGAAUUUAACACCCCCCGAGCUGCCCGCAGCUGAACGGGAGGCCCUGCUGCGCCUGUGUGACAUUGCACUGUGCCAGGUGGUGGAGGCACUGAACGUUUCCAUGGUGAUUGGUGUAGGAAAGGUGGCAGAGCAACGGGCACGGCGGGCCCUGUCUGCUGCAGGUGUCAGUGUGCGUGUUGAGGGCAUCAUGCAUCCAUCGCCCAGGAACCCGCUGGCUAAUAAGGGCUGGGAGGAAGUAGCUAAAGCCAAACUGCAGGAACUUGGUGUUCUAUCCCUUCUAAUUAAAACUUGCGCCAAUAAGUCAUGAUUAAUCUAUUCACUCCAACACCAGAUGAAGAUGUGUGGCAUUCCUGUGUAUCUUUCAGUUCACAGAUGGUUUGGUGCACUGUUGAGAAGGGCACACUCACUCACCUCUUCAUGGCUCCAUCUGUGUGUCCAAACACAUGCUGGUAGCUCCAAGGAGAACCUGUAACACUACUGCUUUUCCACAUCUGUUACCACAAAUGCUGUAAACACAUCUGCUCUGCAACUGCUUUUUCUUCUCUAAAGGUCUGUCUGCAUUACUUCAAGACGAGACUCCUGCUGUGAUCAGAGGCUGCAGCAUGACUUUAAAAUACGGAGCCAGAAAUAUUUCUACACUAAUGACUGUACGGUGCUCAGAGUGUAUGUGUAUUUCCAUAUUGUAUUUUUCUUUGUGCGUAUGACAAGUGCUACAUCUACAACUGAACCCUACAAUUAAAGUUCAUGUGGCCUUAUAUUAAUCAGCUAAUUAAGAUGUGACCGAUGACUUUCCUAUAAAAGGACAGUGUUGCUGUGUUAAUAUCAACGAGGGUCACAAAAUUAGAUCGGAAUAGAAAAGACCAGAAUUUAGUGAAAGUCUAAAUAAUUUUAGCUGGCUGCACAGACAGCUUAUUGUCAUGUUGCACAAAAAAUAUAUUCAUACAGUGAUAAUUACAUGAGCAGAAUCGAUCUGUGAUGCUCUUUAUGACAUGUUUUAUGGCUCUAUUUUAAAUUUUCGUUUAGCUUGGUAUUUUAUGGGUGUGCACACUGACUUUCCAGUUUCAGUUUUGUUUUUAUUUUACUAUUUUUUAUUUUAUUUUAUUUUACUGUUGAAAUAAAUACUGGCUGAUCAAA